Nicotiana tabacum (common tobacco) is the source of this 543-nucleotide messenger RNA. NCBI's taxonomy places the organism in Eukaryota, Viridiplantae, Streptophyta, Magnoliopsida, Solanales, Solanaceae. The record is from RefSeq and is a predicted model, not a curated record.
AUGAUCAUCGGCGGUGGCGACGACACAGUAAUCAACCACGUGAAAUUCACUACCAUGCAUAAACUCAAACAGAUGAUCGCUCGCGAACGGUAUAAUGACCUCGAAGAUAGUAUCAUCUUCGAUAAGUCAGAUGCCGACGGUUUGUCUUCCCCUCACUAUGAUGCUUUGGUUAUAACUCUACGCAUCGCAGAUACAGAUGUAAAAAGAAUCAUGGUAGACAAUGGAAGUGGAGCGUUGGAGUGGACAUCUGGAGAAAUAGUGCUGCCUGUCCUAGCAGGGGGAGUCACGCUUGAAGGGGGAGUCACGCUUGAAGCCACAUUCCAUUUCAUGAACCAGGAAACAGCCUAUAACGCUAUCAUAAGACGCCAGUGGAUACACGCCAUACGAGUCGUUCCCUCAAGCUUCUAUCAAGUGAUCAAAUUUCUCACCCUGUGGGGAAUAUUCAUCAUCCGAGGCGAGCCAUGCAUCACUCAAGAAUGCUAUCGGAUCUCCCAAGAUUGCAUGCACACCAAACAACUGAAAAGUGCAAGUGCGGAGGCAUAG